AUCCCUGGGCGGCGCACGCAGGGAAGCGUCGCGCUCCGGCGCCGGUGCGGCACCGAGGGGUUUGACUGCGACCCCUGCGCGCGCGCGCCCCCACCCCCGCACCUCGCGCCCGCCAGCGCAGCGUGACCGGCAGCCGCCGCAGACCCGGCUCGGGGAGGCGCGGAGCGCGGCGCGCUGAACCGGAGAGGCGGGCGGACUGCCGUCUUGCGUCCGCCACGCUGUCCUCCCUCCUCCGCUCCCUGCGCCCCACCCCUGGCGGCCGCGCUGCCUGGCAUCCCGGGAAGCCGCGGCACAGCUGCUCUGAGCCCGCAGCUCCGCCGCUGGGACUGGCACCGAAGCGGGGGCGGCGGGAGCGCGGAGACCACAGCCCCCAGGGAGAGGCGGAGAGGGUCCCUGGCCUGGGCGGAGAGGCAGAGCUGAGUGCGCGCGAGAAAGAAGGCUGCACAGCUGCUCAGCGCGGACUCUGCCAGCCCCAGCGCCAGCCCCGGCUCAGGUCGCCGCAGCCCGGAAUCCUCCCCGCUUGCGCCCCAAGGCACGCGCGGCACAGCCAUGAACACCAACGAUGCCAAGGAGUAUCUGGCCCGGAGGGAAAUCCCUCAGCUUUUUGAGAGCCUUUUGAAUGGACUGAUGUGUUCUAAGCCUGAAGAUCCAGUAGAGUACUUGGAAAGUUGUUUACAGAAAGUGAAGGAACUAGGUGGCUGUGACAAGGUGAAAUGGGAUACAUUUGUCGGCCAGGAAAAGAAGACCUUACCUCCACUAAAUGGUGGACAGUCACGGAGAUCCUUUCUAAGAAAUGUAAUGCCUGAAAAUGCAAACUUUCCGUAUCGGCGGUAUGAUCGGCUCCCUCCAAUCCAUCAAUUCUCUAUAGAAAGUGACACGGAUCUCUCUGAGACUGCAGAGUUGAUUGAGGAGUAUGAGGUUUUUGAUCCUACUAGACCACGACCAAAAAUCAUUCUCGUUAUAGGUGGUCCAGGAAGUGGAAAAGGUACUCAGAGUUUGAAAAUUGCAGAACGAUAUGGAUUCCAAUACAUUUCUGUGGGAGAAUUAUUAAGAAAGAAGAUCCACAGUACCAGCAGCAAUAGGAAAUGGAGUCUUAUUGCCAAGAUAAUUACAACUGGAGAAUUGGCCCCACAGGAAACAACAAUUACAGAGAUAAAACAAAAAUUGAUGCAAAUACCUGAUGAAGAGGGCAUUGUUAUUGAUGGAUUUCCAAGAGAUGUUGCCCAGGCUCUAUCUUUUGAGGACCAAAUCUGUACCCCUGACUUGGUGGUAUUCCUGGCUUGUGCUAAUCAGAGGCUCAAAGAAAGAUUACUGAAGCGUGCAGAACAGCAGGGCCGACCAGACGACAAUGUGAAAGCUACCCAAAGGAGACUAAUGAACUUCAAGCAGAAUGCUGCUCCGCUGGUUAAAUACUUCCAGGAAAAGGGGCUCAUCAUGACAUUUGAUGCUGACCGUGAUGAGGAUGAGGUGUUCUAUGACAUCAGCAUGGCAGUUGACAACAAGUUAUUUCCAAACAAGGAGGCUGCAGCAGGUUCAAGUGACCUUGAUCCUUCGAUGAUAUUGGACACUGGAGAAAUCAUCGAUACAGGAUCUGAUUAUGAAGAUCAGGGUGAUGACCAGUUAAAUGUAUUUGGAGAGGACACUAUGGGAGGUUUCAUGGAAGAUUUGAGAAAAUGUAAAGUUAUUUUCAUGAUUGGUGGUCCUGGCUCUGGCAAAGGCACACAAUGUGAAAAGCUGGUGGAAAAAUAUGGAUUUACACAUCUCUCAACUGGCGAGCUCCUGCGUAAGGAACUGGCAUCAGAAUCUGAAAGAAGCAAAUUGAUCAGAGAUAUUAUGGAACAUGGAGACCUGGUGCCCUCAGGCAUCGUUCUAGAGCUCCUGAAGGAGGCCAUGCUGGCCAGCCUCGGGGACACCAGGGGCUUCCUGAUUGACGGCUAUCCUCGGGAGGUGAAGCAAGGAGAAGAGUUUGGACGCAGGAUUGGAGACCCACACUUGGUGAUCUGCAUGGACUGCUCGGCAGACACCAUGACCAACCGCCUUCUCCAAAAGAGCCAGAGCAGCCCGCAUGCGGAUGACACUGCCAAGACCAUCGCCAAGCGCCUGGAAGCCUACUACCGAGCGUCCAUCCCCGUGAUCGCCUACUACGAGACAAAAACACAGCUACACAAGAUAAAUGCAGAGGGAAUGCCAGAAGAUGUUUUUCUUCAACUCUGCGCAGCUAUUGACUCUAUUUUCUGAAGGCGAAAAUGCACGUUUGUUAAAGUGGAAACAGAUAAAAACAUUAAAAAUUUCAUUCCUUUCAA
Messenger RNA from Callithrix jacchus (white-tufted-ear marmoset), 2303 nucleotides. It is a transcript of the gene AK5, whose product is annotated as adenylate kinase 5. Gene Ontology annotation, molecular function: AMP kinase activity; ATP binding. Gene Ontology annotation, biological process: ATP metabolic process. The record is from RefSeq and is a predicted model, not a curated record. Lineage: Eukaryota; Metazoa; Chordata; Mammalia; Primates; Cebidae. Gene Ontology annotation, cellular component: cytoplasm.